Sphaeramia orbicularis (orbiculate cardinalfish) is the source of this 2400-nucleotide messenger RNA. RefSeq names its product ALG2 alpha-1,3/1,6-mannosyltransferase (gene alg2). Gene Ontology annotation, cellular component: endomembrane system. The coding region runs from base 105 to 1322 and encodes 405 amino acids. The transcript is spliced from 5 exons. The record is from RefSeq and is a predicted model, not a curated record. Lineage: Eukaryota; Metazoa; Chordata; Actinopteri; Kurtiformes; Apogonidae. Gene Ontology annotation, biological process: dolichol-linked oligosaccharide biosynthetic process. Gene Ontology annotation, molecular function: GDP-Man:Man(1)GlcNAc(2)-PP-Dol alpha-1,3-mannosyltransferase activity.
CCCGAGUGGUGUAGUUUCAUCACAGCCGGUCUGAAACUGUAGCGUAACAGACGAUUAUAAUCACAGGUUUAUGAACUUGGUGGAGUACUCAGGAGAACCAAAGGAUGUCCCGAGUGGUGUUUCUGCAUCCAGACCUGGGUAUCGGUGGAGCUGAACGACUGGUGGUCGAUGCUGCUGUGGCUCUUAAGACUCGUGGGUGCAGUGUCCAGAUCUGGACAGCCCAUUAUGACCCAGCACACUGCUUCUCUGAGACCCUGGACCCAGAUCUGCCUGUGGUGUGUGUGGGCGACUGGCUACCCACCAGCCUCUUUGGUUACCUGCAUGCCCUGUGUGCCUACCUGAGGAUGAUCUAUGUUGCACUCUAUCUGGUCUUCCUCAGUGGUGUGGAGUAUGAUGUCAUCUUCUGUGAUCAGGUAUCUGUAUGUAUCCCGGUACUCAGACUGUCCCGUCACAGGAAGAAGGUUUUGUUCUACUGUCACUUCCCAGACCAGCUACUAACACAAAGGAAGUCGGCCUUGAAGAAGCUUUACCGUGCACCCAUUGAUUGGCUGGAGGAACGUACCACUGGCAUGGCUGACUUGAUUCUGGUAAACAGCCAGUUCACCGCAGGCAUCUUCAGGGAAACCUUUCAUAGUCUAAGUGGGGUCCAGACAGAUGUCCUCUAUCCCUCCCUCAAUACUCGUACCUUUGACCAGCCAUCCGCUGAAGCGCAGAGCCUGGAAGGGCUGCUACCUGAGGGGACCUCCAACCUGUUUCUCUCUCUGAACCGAUAUGAGCGAAAGAAGAAUCUCGGCCUGGCUCUGGAGGCUCUGGCAGCCCUGAAGUGCAGUCUUCCUUUGGGCCAGAAAACGAACAUUCACCUGGUGGUGGCGGGGGGUUACGACGACCGGGUGACUGAGAAUGUUCAGCAUUUCACUGAACUGAAGGAGCUUGCAGCGCAGCUCGACUUGGAGGGCUGCGUCACAUUCCUGCGCUCCCCCUCUGAUGCACUGAAGGUGGCGCUGCUACGGGGCAGCACAGCCGUGUUGUACACCCCAAGCAGAGAGCAUUUUGGGAUAGUUCCCGUCGAGGCCAUGUACUGCUGCUGCCCUGUUAUCGCUGUGAACUCUGGGGGCCCCCUGGAGAGCGUGGCAGACGGGGAGACGGGCUUCCUGUGCGAGCCCACGGCGGAGGCCUUCUCUAAGGCCAUGGAGAGGUUCAUCAGGGAGCCGCAACUCCACAGGGGCAUGGGACAAGCUGGGAGGAGGAGGGUACAAGAUAAAUUUUCUCUGGAAGCUUUCUCAGACCAGCUGUAUGGGUACAUUAUGAGACUCAGCCAGUGAUGUGAAAGCUGCAGGACAGAAUAGACAGCCAGUGGAAAGGCAGAAACAAUAUUAUCCUACUGAACUGUGCAUUGUCUGUGGACAACUGGGGUGUGGGUCUGCACAGAGAACUGCUGUCUGCUACCAGAAUGUAUGUGUAGAUGUGGUGAGAGGUCGGGGGUGUUAUGAGGACUUAGGGCACAAUUAAUCAGCAUUCCCCUGGAGGGGUUGCUGCGAGGGGAAAAAAAAUGACGGAAUCUCGCUACCAAUUAAGAAAAGAGUAACGAGUUAAAAAAACACCACCCUGCAAGUGUGUAUGUGCGGUUGCGUAGUUGUGCAUGUGUAGCAGCACAGCAACCAAGAUCCUAGCAAAUGAGCAAACCAAAAGGAUUGAUUGUUAGAGUGAAAUGUUUUGCACUGUGUAUAUGUUUUUUUCUCUUUCUUUUCUCCAGUUCUCUUUGUCUUUGUGUGUUUGGGCCUGAAGAAGAAUGUUGUUCCGACCUUGUGCCGUCACGCUGUGCACAAUCCCAGAUCGAUAAACGGGAUGCUUCCUGUUUAUUCCUGUCCUCCCGGAGCUUUGUUCACUCGUCGCAUUCAGAAGACGCUGGCCUGUCCGUGACUCUUGCUGCUGCGUGGAGGUUAUUAGCAGAUGAUAGAGCGUGUUUGGCUUUAUUAGAGGUCUGGCUGAUGGGCAGUGCGCCUGUGUCUGGGUCAUUAUCAACGAGGAGAAUAGCAGAAGGUCAUUGUGUCUGGCCUCCUCAGCCCUUUUACUGUAUAGAAAUGCUCUUAUUGACAUUCCUGAAGUCUUAAUAAACAAGAGGACACAUACUUUCCCAACUCAUAUGGGGGUUUGCUUUGUUGGUAAGUUUUUUUUGGCCUUUAAUAGAGUUUGCUAAGGAUUUGUGUUGAAGCACAGAAACAUUGUUAAUGCUGUGCUGUCCUUUUUUUUUUUUUUUUUUUUUUUUUCACCAUUGAACACAUUUGAUUGUACCUUGAGUUGUUAAAUGAAGCAUUCUCAGACAAUGUAGCAUCCAAACACUUUUUAUUUUGCUCAUUAUCAAAGUUACUGAAGGAAAACAUUAAAAAGAUCUCAAGUUUC